UUGGACAGUAGAGUACUAGGCGAACCCGUAGUCAGUCGCUGCUGUCAUUUAGUUUGGAUGCUGUAAGAUUCAACUUCAGAAUGAGGAACAAAUCGUUCACUAUUUGGCUCUUAUUCUUAGUGCACGGUGUGUUUGGUGCUGGUGAAGUGUCAGUGUCAUUGAUGGUGGGAGAUAAUGUCACUCUACUCACUGAUGAUAGUGAAACACAGGGAGCUGAGAAAUUGAUGUGGAGAAUUCAAGGUGAAAACACAUUCAUAGCAAUUAUCGAUAGAGAAACAUCUGAAACCACUGUGCCUGGGAAUGAUGAAGAAAGAUUCGGUGGCAGAUUAGGUGUGAACAGUACGACUGGAUCUCUGACCAUCACAAACCUCAAAACCACAGACUCUAGAGUUUAUGAACUACAGAUCAAGACCGGCAGAGAGACCAAAUCCAAGAUAUUCAAUGUUGAUGUCCGCGUGACAGGUGGUGGGAAGACAAAAUCAGUCAAGGAGGGAGAAAUUAUUACUCUACACACUGGUGUUUAUGAUAUAGUGGAAUACAACCAUGUAUUGUGGAAGACUGAAGAUGGUAUUGUGGCUGAAAUCAAUAAAAAUACCAACAAAAUCUUCAUAAAUGAGAGAUAUAACGGCAGAGUGCAGCUAUAUGAAAAAUCUGGAUCUCUCAACAUCAGUAACUCCAAAACCAAAGAUUCUGGAGUUUAUCUUCUAAACAUGAGCAGUGACACCCAUACUUUACAGAGGAACAUCAAUGUUACUGUCAGUGGCGCUGCAGAUGAGAUCGUGUCAGCGAUGGAGGGAGAGUCGUUCACUCUCCGAACUGGUUUUACUGAAAGACAGGGCGAUCAAGAGAUCAAGUGGAGGUUUGGAUCGAGCAGGACUUUGUUAACCAGCAUAAAGUCAGGAAACAUCAUUCCAUUCAGUCACACGGUAUUCAGAGACAGACUGCAGCUCGACAGACAGACUGGAGAUCUCACCAUCACAAACAUCAAUAAUGAACACACUGGAGUUUAUGAACUAAAUGUUGGAAGUAAUGACUUAAAAUUCAUUGUCACUGUUUAUGCUCCUGUGCCUGUUCCUGUCAUCACCAGAUACUCUCCUCAGUGUUCAUCAUCAUCAUCAUCAUCAUCAUCAUCAGAGUUGAAAAGUGUGCUGUUGUGUUCAGUGGUGAAUGUGAGUCACGUGACUCUCUCCUGGUACAAAGGAAACAGUUUAUUGUCCAGCAUCAGUGAGUCUGAUUUCAAGAUCAGUCUCUCUCUUCCUCUGGAGGUGGAAUAUCAGGAUAUAAACAGCUACAGCUGUGUGAUUAACAAUCCUGUAAGCACCCAGACCACACAUCUGGACAUCGAUCAACUCUGUGAGACAUGUUCAGACUGUGACUACUACUGGAGUCAAACGGCUGAAGCUAUGAUCCGAUUGGUCGUCUCUGCUGUGGUGGGAGUGGCUGCUGUUGCUGCUGUUGUUGUACUAGUUUAUGACAUCAGAUCCAGAAGAGCUGGACUAGAGUGGAAAUUCACUAAACAGUAAUGUACCUUGUAUUAUAAAACAAGAAUAAACAAUAUGUUUAUUUCGGUCACUUCCAUUGGUUAUUUUACAUUAUAUAUCAGUCUAUUCCAUGAUCUCCAGUCUGGUUUAGAAAAUGAAAUCCUGAUCUUGACCAACUCCUAUGAUCAGUUUGAUUGAUUGUUUUACAUUUUUGAUUGAUUGUUUUUAAUGUUUAAUGUUUGAAAAUAAGAUUUUAGUUUUUUUUCUGUCCUGUUUUUUUUAAGCUUGUAUGG
Messenger RNA from Carassius auratus (goldfish), 1774 nucleotides. RefSeq lists its product as uncharacterized. Bases 81 to 1523 code for a protein of 480 amino acids. The record is from RefSeq and is a predicted model, not a curated record. The transcript is spliced from 6 exons. NCBI's taxonomy places the organism in Eukaryota, Metazoa, Chordata, Actinopteri, Cypriniformes, Cyprinidae.